GGAGGCGCUGCGAGGUCACCGGGCGCUUCCCGGGCUGCCCGCGGCCCCGGCCCCCGCCGGGAUCGCAGUGCCAGCCAAGCGGCCACGGGCCAGGGCGGAUUCUGGGGCUCUGUAGCCCCCAGGCCAUUGGUAAUGGGCCAGCCAUCGCACCUCCGGGGUUCCGGGCUCUGAGGGCCGCCUCGGUGCUAGAGCCAUGGAUGCCAACCUGCCAGGCACCUUUCUGCUCAACGGCCCCUCUCUGGGUCCCUUCCCCGAGGCCAAGGCGCCCGUUUGCCAGUACUCAGUGCAGAGCUCCUUCUACAAGCUGGGGCCCCCCGGACUGGGCACCCAGCUGGCUGCUGGCACCCCCCACGGCAUCUCCGACAUCCUCAGCCGGCCAGCAGCGACGCCGAACAGCAAUCUCCUCCCUGGCUACCCCCACGCAGGCGGAUUUAACGGACUGAGCUCCCCGGGCGUCUAUUACGGGCCCCAGGUGGGAGCCCUCCCCAAGGCUGGUGGCGAGUACCUGCCGCGGGGACGGAGCUGCUGGGCGGAGGCGGCCCCGGAGUGGCGGGGCGGCCGGCAGUGCGGCGGCCCUCCUGCUCACUUGGCUGACAGCAUCCACAAGAAGAAGCACACACGCCCAACCUUCACGGGACACCAGAUCUUUGCUUUGGAGAAGACUUUUGAGCAGACCAAGUACCUGGCGGGUCCAGAAAGAGCACGGCUGGCCUAUUCUCUUGGCAUGACUGAGUCUCAGGUGAAGGUCUGGUUCCAGAACCGACGGACCAAAUGGAGGAAGAAGAGUGCCCUGGAGCCCUCCUCAUCCUCGCAGCGGGCGGGGGGCUCUGGCGGAGAGCGGGCGGCCUCUGAGACCGAGGACGAUGAGUACAACAAGCCCCUGGACCCAGACUCUGAUGAUGAGAAGAUCCGGCUGCUGCUGAGGAAGCACCGUGCGGCCUUCUCAAUGCUGGGCUUGGGCACACACAGUGGCUGAGCACCAGCACAGCUCGCCCCUCUGGGCCGGGGUGUGACUGGCCCAGCCACCUGCAUCCUGCUGGGGGGUGACUCCCGUCACCAGCAGGUGCCUGGCUGUUGGGAUGGGGUGGCUGACAGCUGGAUGGGGAGCAUGGCUUGCAGGGCUGGGAGCAGCACUCGUGGUAGUGUCAGGUGCAGCCAUGUUAUCGGCAUUGAUGAAAUAAAGGUCCCAGUCAAGUCCCAGCACUUGUUUUGUGGGCAUGUGGUUGAGGGUGGCCUUGUGAGGCUGGGCCAGAGAAGGGUUGGGGAUAGGAUGUAUGGGGCAGGGUCUGCAUGCCAAGCAGGGGAAGGGUCCAUGCUGUGAUCCUGCGUGUGGGGCAGGAAGUGCCCUGGAGAUUUUCCCAGGGUUUUCUCUGGUUUGGGUGUUUACCAGCAGCAAGAGCUGCUGGUUCAAAAGUCACUCACUGGGGCCUCUUAUUGGAAGCUCUUAGCAGCAAAUAAAUAUCAUUUAUCUUAACGGUGUGAGUGAGAGCCCAUUCACCUGUCGGGGCUGCAGGAUUGAUGCGGCAUCAAUAGUCCCAGUGUGUUUG
Molecule: messenger RNA, 1547 nt
Organism: Hirundo rustica (Barn swallow)
Lineage: Eukaryota; Metazoa; Chordata; Aves; Passeriformes; Hirundinidae
Gene: NKX6-3
Product: NK6 homeobox 3
Exons: 3
Coding region: 194-976 (260 amino acids)
Biological process (GO): cell differentiation; regulation of transcription by RNA polymerase II
Cellular component (GO): nucleus
Molecular function (GO): DNA-binding transcription factor activity, RNA polymerase II-specific; RNA polymerase II cis-regulatory region sequence-specific DNA binding
Source: RefSeq, a predicted model, not a curated record